Molecule: messenger RNA, 1233 nt
Organism: Paramecium tetraurelia
Lineage: Eukaryota; Ciliophora; Oligohymenophorea; Peniculida; Parameciidae
Exons: 6
Biological process (GO): protein deubiquitination
Cellular component (GO): cytosol; nucleus
Molecular function (GO): cysteine-type endopeptidase activity; cysteine-type deubiquitinase activity
Source: RefSeq, a predicted model, not a curated record
AUGAUUAAAAAUAAAGGUUAUUGGGUCUAUGGAGGUGCUCUGGCGUUGGCUCUGCUUGGCACAUUCAAAUAUACUAUGAAAUCUAAACAAUAAAAGCCGACAGGCCAAGUAGAAUUCAGUCUACUAUAAUCAUCCAUUACUCUUGAUUACAAUAAGAAGCCAGCAGGCAUAAUAAACAACGGGAAUACGUGCUUCUUGAAUUCCGUAUUACAAUGGCCUUAAGUUCAUAACCCAAUUUCAUUGAAUACCUAUUUGAAUUAGUCUUAGUAGAUCUGCUUAGAAUUGGCUAAAAUCAUGAAGUACCUCAAUAGUGAUUUGGAAGUGAUAAACGCAUCCGAUUUGAUUGAUCUGCUAUCAGAAGAUGCCGAUUACUCCUUUUUUUAUGAACAAUAGGAUUCUCACGAACUCUUCAACAUGCUCAUGAAACACAUUGAAGAAGCCAAUAACCAAGUUAAUUCAUUUGAUUUAACCAUGUUGAGAUCAAAACAAAUGAAAUCCAAGAAUCCUUUUCUUCAUCACACCAAGGUUCAAAUUAAGUGCAAUACUUGUAACCAUUCUUUUAACUCACUCAAAGUAGAAAGCAACUAUGCAUUCCAUUUCAAUCUCAAUCAUGCAAGAACAGUUCCAGAAGCAAUCGAUUAUAUUUAGAAACCUGAAACAAUCACUGAAUAUAUUUGUCUCUAUUGUUCCCUUUAAUUUUUAAGGAAAAAGUACACAUUGACCGAACAACAGAAUAUAAUUGAUUCAUAUUUCUCAGCCAACAAUUACGAUGAGGAUUCUUUCACAAUCCUUAAGAAAAUCAUCGAGCAAUUGAAUACAGUCCAAGGCAAUUAAGUUGAAUUGGAUCCAUAGAAGGCAUGUCUUAAAAGAACCGUGACACGUUAGACUUACAUUGCAAAAUAUCCAAAAACGUUUUGUUUUUUCGUCAACCGACUCAUUGUACAUCCCUAUCAUGGUUUGAUUAAAUUGGAUGAUCCAGUUUACUUGGAUUCUAAUUUUCCCAUAGCUGAUAAGGAAUUCACUCUCUCUGCAUUAGUUUGUCAUCUAGGAGAUUCCAAAUCAGGCCACUAUGUUGCAUUCAAAAGAACAUUUGCUUAGGAUCUGGAAUCAUCAAUGAGUCUAAAUAAAACAUACAAGAAAUGUGAAUGGUAUGCUAUUUCUGACGUUAAAGUCGCUGUCACAAAACAACCACAGCAAGGUGAAGCGUAUUUAAUUUUUUAUGACACAUAUUGA